GACUACACAAACAAAACACAACACAACACAAGUAUUCAUCUCUUGUACGAGGUUUUUUUUUGUAUUUUUGUUUAGGAGAAUCUCUUGUACGAGGUUGUAGUAUCGCAAUGGGUAGCAUCAAUAGAGAGAAUAAUGAUGCUGAUCACAAUCUUAUACAAUCUCUCUUGUCAAAAGAAAUAUCUACCAUUAACAAACAUCAACAUGAGGAUGAUGAUGAACAAGAAUUUGGCAAGAAACUAUGGUUUGAAACGAAGAAACUAUGGCACAUAGUUGGUCCCUCUAUUUUCAGCCGCGUCGCAUCUUUCACCAUGAACGUCGUUACUCAAGCCUUUGCCGGUCACCUUGGUGACGUUCAACUCGCUUCCAUUUCCAUCGCCAAUACCGUCAUCGUUGGCUUCAAUUUUGGCCUCCUUUUGGGGAUGGCAAGCGCAUUGGAGACACUUUGUGGGCAAGCUUUUGGGGCAAAGAAACAUAACUUAUUAGGAAUAUACCUACAAAGAUCUUGGAUUGUUCUGUUCCUUUGUUGUUUUUUACUGUUGCCGUUUUAUAUCUUUGCCACUCCAAUUCUCAAACUUCUAGGACAACCUGAUGACGUGGCAGAAUGGAGUGGUAUUGUGGCUAUCUGGCUUAUACCUUUGCAUUUCAGUUUUGCAUUUCAGUUUCCUCUUCAGAGGUUUCUACAAUGCCAGCUGAAAACUGGUGUGAUUGCUUGGGUUUCUUUGGUUGGUUUGGUGGUAAAUGUGGUGCUUAGUUGGCUGUUGAUUUUUGUUUGGGAUUUUGGACUUAUUGGUGCUGCUAUUGCUUUGGAUGUUUCUUGGUGGAUUUUGGUUUUUGGGAUGUUGGCUUAUACUGUUUGUGGUGGGUGUCCUUUAACUUGGACUGGUUUUUCAAUUGAAGCCUUUUCUGGUCUUUGGGAUUUCUUCAAACUCUCUUUUGCUUCUGGAGUUAUGCUAUGUGAUUUGUGCAGUUUAGAGAACUGGUAUUACAGGAUACUGCUACUUAUGACUGGCCAGUUGGAGAAUGCGACUGUUGCUGUUGAUGCCUUGUCUGUAUGUAUGACUAUCAAUGGGUGGGAAAUGAUGAUUCCCCUUGCGUUCUUUGCUGGUACCGGGGUAAGAGUAGCAAACGAACUAGGAGCAGGAAAAGGGAAAUCAGCAAAAUUUGCAAUGCAAGUAUCAGUGGCACAAUCAACAGUGAUUGGGUUCAUAUUUUGCAUUCUGAUAAUGAUAUUCCAUAGACAAUUUGCAUACAUUUUCACCACCAGCCCUCCUGUGCUUGAAGCUGUUAACGAUAUGUCAAUUCUGUUGGCUGUCACAAUUCUUCUCAAUAGUGUUCAACCUAUUCUCUCUGGAGUAGCUGUUGGUUCAGGGUGGCAAGUAUUUGUGGCAUAUGUAAAUAUAGGAUGUUACUAUCUAAUUGGACUCCCACUUGGAAUUCUCAUGGGAUGGGUUUUUAAUACUGGUGUUGAAGGUAUAUGGGGUGGAAUGAUAUUUGGUGGUACAGCAAUCCAAACGUUGAUACUUAUCAUAGUAACAGCACGAUGUGAUUGGGAAAAUGAGGCAAAGAAGGCUAGGUCAAGUGUAAGCAAGUGGUCUGUCACAAAACCUGAUGACCAACUGCAGAUUACCGAAUAAUAAUGGAUCAGUUCAUUUGCGCAUAUACUUCAUCAGCAAGAAGAUGAAGCUAGCACAACAUUGAUCCGAUUAUUAUAUCUUUCAAUAAUUUUCUUUCUGUUAAUGUAUUUGUAGUGAGAAUUAGCUAGUUGGGUUUUGUUUUGCAUUAAGUUUAUUAAGAAAUGCAGCAAAAGUUAGAGAAGAAAAAAUGAAUAAAAUUCAACAAGGAUUUUUUAUGUC
This is a messenger RNA of Medicago truncatula (barrel medic), 1853 nucleotides long. RefSeq names its product protein DETOXIFICATION 27. Gene Ontology annotation, cellular component: membrane. Gene Ontology annotation, biological process: xenobiotic detoxification by transmembrane export across the plasma membrane. NCBI's taxonomy places the organism in Eukaryota, Viridiplantae, Streptophyta, Magnoliopsida, Fabales, Fabaceae. The transcript has 8 exons. The record is from RefSeq and is a predicted model, not a curated record. Gene Ontology annotation, molecular function: xenobiotic transmembrane transporter activity; antiporter activity. The coding region runs from base 108 to 1634 and encodes 508 amino acids.